This is a messenger RNA of Ipomoea nil (Japanese morning glory), 1611 nucleotides long. Its product is annotated as protein FAR1-RELATED SEQUENCE 12-like. Gene Ontology annotation, biological process: regulation of DNA-templated transcription. The coding region runs from base 1 to 1611 and encodes 536 amino acids. Lineage: Eukaryota; Viridiplantae; Streptophyta; Magnoliopsida; Solanales; Convolvulaceae. The transcript has 4 exons. The record is from RefSeq and is a predicted model, not a curated record.
AUGGAGGAUGGAACAGAGCAGACGAAUUCCGCAGUUGGUGAUGGGCAUUCGAUUCAAGUUAGUGAAGGCAUUGUGGAUGGUUCAGUGAGUUCAGAUCAAGCAGAUGUAGACGUUGAUGGAUCUUCAUCAAUUCCAGUUGAUCAAGAUUUGGUUGGGUUGGUAGUAAGUAAUGUUGAUGAGGCUUUUGAGUUGUAUAACAAUUAUGCAUAUAGACUUGGUUUUAGUGUGAGGAAGGGUCAUCAACGGUACAAGGGAUCUACUAACACAAUUCAAAUGAAGAAGUUUUGUUGUUCUAAGGCUGGUUAUAAGGCAAACAGUGGGGUUAAGGCUUAUUCCAAAAUUGACACAAGGACAGGGUGUGGAGCGUUUGUUCAGUUUGACGUGGGUGAUGAUGGGUUGUGGACAGUUACAAAACACGAGAAAGUGCACAAUCACAAGUUAUGUCUGUUCAACAAGAGUCAUCUACUUCGUUCACAUAAGAGUGUCGGAGAUAAUCAGCUCUUAUAUUUACAAGGUUUGAAGGACAGUGGAGUUGCACUGGUAGAUGGUAUUAGGUUCCUAAAACACCAAUCAGGGGGGUCCCCAUUAGUUGGUUUCACCAAUAGAGAUGCUUAUAAUUCAAUGGCUGCGGAUACAGUCAAGCGAUUGGAUGGAACGGAUUCUAACUCUUUAAUUGAAAUUUUUAGGAGGAGGCAGUCUACCGAGACUGAUUUUUUCUUUGAUUUUGAACUUGAUUUGGAUGCAAGAUUGUGCAGUUUUUUUUGGAGGGAUGGUCAAAUGAGACGAGAUUAUGAGUUGUUUGGGGAUUUGGUAGUGCACGAUACGACAUAUCGCACAAACAAAUAUGAUAUGAUUUGUGGCCCUUUCGUAGGGAUGAAUCACCAUUGCAUGAAUGUAAUGUUUGGAUGCGGGUUUUUGAUGAACGAGAGGAUAGAAUCGUUUGUGUGGUUGUUUAAAGCGUUUUUAAGAUCUAUGGGUUGCAAGUGUCCACAGACUAUUAUGACAGAUCAAUGUGCAGCUAUGGCUGCUGCUAUAUCUACAGUGUUUCCAACAUCACGUCACCGUCUUUGCAUAUGGCAUAUUGGUGAGAAUUCAAAGAAGCAUAUCAAGAUGUUAAGGAACAAUAAGGAUUUCUUGGAUAUGUUUAACUACGUGUUGAAAUACACAGAGACCGAAGCUGAAUUUCAAUUCUAUUGGACAAGGUUGGUGACUGACUAUAAAUGCCACAAGAAUACUUGGUUAGAAAAGCUAUAUGACAGUAGGGAGAAGUGGUGUACAGCAUUUAACAAGGACUAUUUUUCUGGGGGCAUUUUGUCGUCACAAAGGAGUGAAACUACAAAUCACUCAAUUUCUAGAAGGUUGUCCAAGACAGCGGGUCUUUGUGAUUUCUAUUCAUCAUUUGUAAGUGUAAUUUCUGAAUGGAGAAGUAAAGAGAAUGGUGAAAACUUUCGUUGUGCUCAAGGGGUACCCGCUAUGAUGAUGGAGCACGUGAAACUUCUUUCACAUGCUAGAGAAGUAUACACGAUUGAGAUAUAUUUUCUGUUUGAAGAACAAUUCAUGAAAGGCAGUGCUUGUCAUCAAGAAAUGGUUUUGAAUGAUGGCCAUCAAUAG